This is a messenger RNA of Dreissena polymorpha, 2136 nucleotides long. RefSeq names its product mucin-5AC-like. The transcript is spliced from 10 exons. Lineage: Eukaryota; Metazoa; Mollusca; Bivalvia; Myida; Dreissenidae. Gene Ontology annotation, biological process: proteolysis. The coding region runs from base 1 to 2136 and encodes 711 amino acids. Gene Ontology annotation, molecular function: metalloendopeptidase activity. The record is from RefSeq and is a predicted model, not a curated record.
AUGAAGAAGUUCCUGUGCGCCUUAGUUUUGGCGACAGUUCUGCUGCAGACGUCAGAAUCAUCGUUUCGCGGAGGUCCUGGCAGUCGGGGAAAUGGUAAACCAACACCGUUUCCCCUCGAAUCAUCUAACCGCAAUGAGUUCAGAGGAAAUGUCCUGCCGCAGAGGCUUUCGUACAAGAUUGUCAUCAAAGGGUUGGGCCCAACACAGCUCGACCUACAACUGAACCCAAAAAUGGAUAUAAAUAAAGUUGGAAUCUACACAGACCUUAACGGACAUGGCUCUUUUUCGUGUAAACUCGUGAGCAAGAGUGGCGGACGGUACGAGUGUGAAUUGAUGAACGUGUUCUACUCAUCCUUAAAGGAGGCUUCCGGGGGAGAGCUCGACAUCUACGUCUAUCCAGCAGCUGUUGUCUAUCCAUUGGCCGGAUCCAAUUUUGCCUGGUCUUCUGGUUACACAGUUGGUGGCACAUCGCUUCAGACAGGUACAGCCUUCGAUACCGAUCUUAGGACCUUUCUGGUAUCCGCCUUUCCAGGCGUGCAACACGAGCACGCCAUGGCUCUCACAGGGACUACUUCUUUCAAGUACUCCAUCAACGAGUUUACUGACUUCAACGUCGCCUGGGUGGCUUCACAUGAACUGGGUCAUGCGCUAGGAGCGGAUCACGACAAUUCGGAUUUAUGCCCACCGGGAAGGAACGUCAUGUCCUCAUACCUGUUCACGCCGACCGCCAGUACCGCUGACACCUACACCAAGUUUUCCACAUGCAGUGCUUUCGCAAUAACCAGUCAACAUAAUGCAUUGACUGACUGCACGGCAAAUAACGGGUUCACAGACACACAGUUUAGAAACUUCUUUUGUAGCGGACUUCUUGGUCAACGAGACAGCACGCUUGAUCUUCAAUGUAAAAAAGCCACUGGCUUCUCUCGAAGUACAGCUUGUGGGACGGUCGUUGGCGACGUUGGUUGCUUCUCAUCAAAUCAAGUCACGUGCAGGAAUUCCGUUGGAAACUGCAUCAUCCCUCUGCGAUUUGUGUGGAAUGGCACGCCCUGUGGAUCUGGCACGAUCUGCUUUAAAGGAAGAUGCGUUCCUAACUUUGAUAUCUGCACCCCUGACACAACUACUGCUGCACCUACAACUGCUGCUCCAACAACUGCGGCGCCUACAACUACUGCACCAACAACUGCUGCUGCUACAACUGAGGCGCCUACAACUGCUGCACCCACAACUGAUGCGCCUACAACUACUGCGCCAACUACUGUUGCACCCACAACUGAGGCACCAACAACUGCUGCUCCUACAACUGAGGCGCCUACAACUGCUACACCCACAACUGAGGCGCCUACAACUGCUGCACCAACAACUGUGGCGCCUACAACUGCUGCACCCACAACUGAGGCGCCUACAACUGCUGCUCCUACAACUGAGGCGCCUACAACUGCUGCACCAACAACUGUGGCGCCUACAACUGCUGCACCCACAACUGAGGCGCCUACAACUGCUGCACCAACAACUGUGGCGCCUACAACUGCUGCACCAACAACAGAGGCGCCUACAACUGCUGCACCAACAACUGCUGCUCCUACAACUGAGGCGCCUAUAACUGCUGCACCAACAACUGUGGCGCCUACAACUGCUGCACCAACAACAGAGGCGCCUACAACUGCUGCUCCUACAACUGAGGCGCCUACAACUGCUGCACCCACAACUGAUGCGCCUACAACUGCGGCACCCACAACUGCUGCGUCAACUUCUGCUGCACCUACAACUGCUGCUCCAACAACUGCUGCACCCACAACUGAGGUGCCUUCAUCUGCUUUUCUAACAACCGCUGCUCCAACAACCGCCGCACCAAAAACCGCUGCUCCAACAACCGCUGCUCCUACAAUUGCUGCUCCAACAACUGCUGCACCUACAACCGCUGCUCCUACAACCGCUGCUCCUACAACUGCUGCACCUACCACAACGGCAAGAUCGCCUUGUACCUGUUGUUUUCGCCGUGGAAUAAGAAGGCGCAUUUGUUGCCUGAGGGGGUUAUUACGGUUUGGUCAGCCCUGCAGGUGUUGUCCACAGCGUGCACCGGGACAAAGCAAUGAAAGCCUCACCGCCUCAAUGGAAUCUAUGAAUUGGGACAAUUAG